GAUGUGUCUCUCAGCAUGUCUGUGCAUUGUGCUUAUUAGCUUUUUGGAGGGAGUGAGCUGUUUAUGUCCUUCACAGUGCACCUGCGAUUAUCAUGGCAGAAAUGACGGCACGGGAUCAAGGUCGGUGCUAUGCAAUGACCUGGAUAUGAACGAGGUCCCUACGAACUUACCUGUGGACACUGUGAAGCUACGUCUAGAGAAGACUGUCAUCCGCAGGAUCCCUGCACAGGCCUUCUACUACCUGGUGGAGCUCCAGUACCUCUGGGUGACUUACAAUUCCGUGGCCAGUCUUGAUGUCAGCAGCUUUUACAACCUAAAGCAGCUGCGUGAGUUGCGCUUGGAUGGAAAUUCUCUGGCUGCUUUCCCUUGGGCAUCUCUGCUGGACAUGCCCCAUCUGAGGACCCUGGAUUUGCACAACAACAGAAUAGCCAGUGUGCCAAAUGAGGUGGUCAGGUACCUGAAGAACCUUGCCUACUUGGAUUUAUCAAGCAACAGACUAACCACACUACCACCAGAUUUCCUGGAGAGCUGGUCCCACUUACUUACAACAUCAUCACGAAGCCUGGACCUUACACCACGAAGAAUUAUUCUUGGUCUGCAGGACAACCCUUGGUUCUGUGACUGUCACAUUUCCAAAAUGAUCGAGCUGUCAAAAGUUGCGGACCCUGCUGUAGUGCUUCUCGAUCCACUGAUGGUCUGUAGUGAGCCUGAGCGCCUGACAGGGAUUUUGUUUCAGCGGGCUGAGCUGGAGCAGUGUGUGAAGCCGUCUGUUAUGACCUCGGCCACCCAGAUCACGUCUGCUCUGGGCAGUAAUGUUCUGCUGCGGUGUGACGCUUCUGGCUACCCUACCCCACAGCUCACCUGGACCAGAUCCGACAGCUCGCCAGUUAAUUAUACAGUAAUUCAGGAAUCUCCAGGGGAAGGAGUCAGAUGGUCCAUAAUAAGCUUGACAGGCAUUUCUUACAAGGAUGCUGGGGAUUACAAAUGUAAGGCCAAAAAUUUGGCUGGAAUGUCAGAAGCUGUGGUUACUCUGACAGUGGUUGGUGUUGUCACGACCACCAUAUCAUCAGAUACCUCUGAAAGAACUGGAGAUCACCCUGAGGAAGAAGUCCAGCCAGGAGCUAGAGCUACAUCCAUACCUGGUUCAUUGUCAUCUCCCUGGCCUUCUUCCUCCCCUGCUUCUUCCAUUUUUCUUUCUACUUCUACUUCAUUUCCUCCCUCCACUGCUUUCUUCUCCUCAUCUCCUUUCCUCUCCUCCAUCGUUUCUUCAGCCACAACUCUAAGCACUAGAAUUUCAACAAGCCCCACCAUGGCCAGCCAGCAGUCACUCCAGCUCCACCCAGAUGGGGAAAGAAAUUUAAAGGUGGAGAUGGGUGGAAGUAAGCUUCCCUCAGCCAGUGCAAGUAAAAAAGAAGAGUUGGCAUCAGUGGAUCAAGCGACGCCAAUGGAAAAGAAUGCCACGAUAGAAAAUCUCAGGGUAGUCGGUGAGACUGAAGAGAGUGUGACUUUGAUGUGGAACACCAUCAACACCACACAUAAGUCUGAGAUGACAGUAUGGUACUCCAAGUAUGGUGAGAAGGACCUGCUGCUGCUGAAUUCAGACUCCAGCAAGAGCCAAGUAACCAUAGAUGGCUUGGAGCCUGGUAGGCAAUACACAGCAUGUGUCUGUCCGAAAGGAGUGCCUCCCCAGAAAGACCAAUGUAUUACCUUUUCUACUGACAGAGUUAAAGAAGAAGGUGAUUCUCGAGUGUCUUUUCUUGUCGUGGUGAGCGGUGCUGCCUGUGUUGUUGUCUUGCCAUUGAUUUUUUUCCUGUUGUACAAAGUUUGUAAACUGCAAUGUAGGUCAGAAUCCUUCUGGGAAGAUGAUCUGGCAAAAGAAACUUAUAUCCAAUUUGAGACCCUGUCCCCCAGGUCUCAAAGUGUAGGGGAACUUUGGACGCGAAGGCAUAGAGAUGAUUCAGAAAAACUGCUGCUUUGUUCUAGGUCAAGUGUGGAAUCUCAGGUGACUUUUAAAAGUGAAGGUUCGAGGCCAGAGUAUUAUUGCUAAGGUUUUACAGCUUAGGUACAUGUGAACUCCACAAAAUUUCUUCCACGCAAUUAAGGAUCUGAGGAUGUAGUUGACCCUCUGAUUGGAUGACUUUUGUUCAGACUUUCACAUCCUCUAUGAAAAUCACAAAUGGAGUGCUUUUAAUUCUGCUUUAAAAAAAUUACCUUGUGAGGGGCACCUGGUUGGCUCAGUCAGUAGAGCCUGCAACUCUUGACCUCGGAGUUGUAAGUUCGAGCCCCAUGUUGGGUGGAGAGAUUACUUAAAAGCUACCAUGCGACUUCUGAACCGAAAAAACAAACAGUCUUGAUUUUUGUUGUGCGGAAGAUGUCCAUAGAAAUAAUUUUUGGGGUAGUGCUUAAUAAGUUAAUAGUAUGUUUUAGGGUAAUGUUUUAGUUCUUAAAAAUAAAUUGAUGUGAGAAUUGUUGUAAAAAAGUGAAGUCUGAAUUUUAAAAAGAUAGUUUUUCUGGGAAGUGAAGAAAGAUUAGUAUAACCAGCUAAGCCUUGAUGUUCAUCAUGUUUGAAGUGCUUUAUGGUAUUUGCUGUGGGUAUUUAUUGCCGUUGCCUAGUGGGCGAAAGUGAGAAAGUACAGAAUUUUGCAUUCACUAAGGUUAAGUCCAACCCAAUGGAGAGGGAGGGCUCUAACUCUUGGUACCAUUAUGCAUUACAAGACUGUAGAGUUGUAUUAAUAUUGUAAGAAAAAAUCUUCCUUUAUCCUUAGAAAUAUAGGUAUUAACAAAAAGAAGUUUAAAAAGAGGAUCAUGAAAAUAGUAAGGCCAAUUCUAAAAAUAUUAACCAUUGCAUCCUAAUACAUUUGCUA
Molecule: messenger RNA, 2864 nt
Organism: Mirounga angustirostris (Northern elephant seal)
Lineage: Eukaryota; Metazoa; Chordata; Mammalia; Carnivora; Phocidae
Gene: LRIT3
Product: leucine rich repeat, Ig-like and transmembrane domains 3
Exons: 4
Coding region: 2-2047 (681 amino acids)
Molecular function (GO): protein binding
Source: RefSeq, a predicted model, not a curated record